Molecule: messenger RNA, 1738 nt
Organism: Halichondria panicea
Lineage: Eukaryota; Metazoa; Porifera; Demospongiae; Suberitida; Halichondriidae
Product: arginyl-tRNA--protein transferase 1-like
Exons: 1
Coding region: 122-1672 (516 amino acids)
Biological process (GO): protein arginylation
Cellular component (GO): cytoplasm
Molecular function (GO): arginyl-tRNA--protein transferase activity
Source: RefSeq, a predicted model, not a curated record
AGGAUGCGUGGGUGUUGACCGUCAACACAAGCUCACUGAAAGUUGACUAGCUAGCUAGCUAGCUACAAGAAUCUCUCUGUAAAGACGUUCUCCUUUGAUCUGAGAAGGCGUACAGCUGGUUAUGGGUUGCUGCUGCUCCAAAGAUGACCGUAUAGUACCGAACAAUCCUUCACAGGAUAGCAGUGGUGACCCCUUACUACAUUCUCCUAUUGAUCCUCCUGACAGUGAAGAUCUUGGGCAUGAUGUGACCACUGAAGAAUCAAGAGUAGCUGAAAUAAUUCUAGAGGCUGGAAACAACUCUCAUCUUGUUGGGAUUGUAUAUUCUCCUGCAUCCGAGACACACAAGUGUGCAUACUGCGACAAUCCAAAUGGUGAUUUAUACGAUUAUUUCCACGUAUUUUCUUCAAUGUCUUGUACGCUAUUUGAGGAAUUUUUUGAGGCCGGUUGGUGGAGGACGGGAAAGGUUGUGUUUCGACCACGAUUCGAAGUCGUCUGCUGUCCUGGGUAUGCUACACGAUUGCCAGUCGAUGAUUAUACUCUCACAAAAAAGCAUCGACGAGUGAUAAGAAAAUGGGGAGAAUUUUUGAAAAAUGGAGAUCUCCAGUGGGAGGAAAGAGAAUUGGCCUCUAAUUGUGAAAACGUUCUAGUGCAUGUUGACAACGAGACAACCACAGACGCUGUCCAACCCACAAAAAUGAACACCAAAGCGAAACCUAAGAAGGUCGUUAGAUCUGGUGUAGGCCCUGACCCAAGCAAACCACCAUGUAAGAAAUCAAAGGAACGAAAAGCCAAACGUUUCAAAUCGUCAAAUAAACCACAAGAAGCUUCGUCAGAAAAAGAGCCGAAUUCAAUCCUAUCUCUCACUCAGUUUAUCAAUCAAGAAAUUCCGUCUGCAAUGACUGGCCUCAAGCAUAGAUUUGAUGUGAUGCUUGUUCCUUGCUCUCUGACCAACCCUGUACUCAUAUCCACUGCACAAAGAGCCUAUCAUUUGUAUGAGAAACUACAAAACGUUGUCCAUACUGGAAAAUCUCGAUUCGAAUCAUUGGAGCAGUUUUUGCAAGGAUUCUAUGAUUCUUGUUUGGGUAAUGACAGGAACCAAGGAACACCUCAGGGAAGCUUUCACCUUCAGUAUUACCUCGAUCGGGAAUUAGUCAUGUACAGUAUUGUCGAUAUCACACCAAGUUAUUUCGUGUCAGUGUACUUCAUAUACGAUCCUGAUCUACGCUUUAUAAGUCCUGGAAUUUUCACGUGUUUGUAUGAGAUGUCUUUGGUGCAGAAGUUAAAACAAACUCUGCCAAAUAUGAAGUACUACGGUCUCGGCUAUUACAAUCCCUUUGAUGACAAGGCUUCUUACAAGAGACAGUUCAAACCACAACAAGUAUUGUGCAACGAAACAAAUGUUUUUGUGAGUUUGGAAUCUGCCACUCCAAAAAUUCAGGCCAAGAAAUAUUGUCGACUUGUUGAUGAAUCUGUUCCUGAGAAGGAGGGUCGAAGUGCAAGCAUUGAUAUGGUUUCUGUGUUAAAGAAAAGCGUUCCGUUGGGUCGAUUCAGAGCAUUGCCGGAGGAAGAAGUGGAAAGAUACAAGCAGAGUCUGACACAGUUUGUCUGUGAAGCAGGAAGCAAAGCCGCACUUCAAUGCAAUGUGGACCUAUUUGACAAUUAUAAAGAUUAGUUUUUUGUAUGUUUUAUGGCACAUUUUUAUGACUUUGUAUAUACAUUAAUAAUUUUGUUUGCAUAA